AUGAAUCGUUUCAGGACUAAGAAGAAGGCCAAGGAUGAGAUCUCAACGCCUAGGCCUUCGCAGGAUUCCGAAUCGUCUAUGCCAUUUCGGCCAUUUAGAAAAGGGAAAAAGACCCAAGAACCAGAGAAGGUCGAGAUCGAUAUUUCGGCCGCCCUACCAUCCAAUGACGAAUUCCGUACUAGUUUGUUAAUGACAGGCCUUUCAGCCCGGUUCUCCAUGCUGCGGGAGCAGGAUGAUCCAAACACCAAGAUCGGCAAGGCAAGCGAUGACAGUGUUCUCUUCCCUAAGCGACAGUCCAGGUUAGAUUACGGUGGGUUCCGCGGCUUGGGAGAUAUUGCCGAGGUUGAAUCGAUAAGAGCAGCAGCUCCUUUCGCUAGGAAGGCCUCUUAUAAUUCAGAUGAUGCGGACUCGUUGAAGGCGAGCAGUGUCAUGGGACGUUCUAAACCGACUGAGGGUAACAACCUGUUUGGCGGGCGCCAGAAGAUCUACAAAAUUCCGGUUGGUACUAGUUCGUCGAAAAAUCUUGACGGCGGAAUGAGUGGACGAGCCUUGUACGAUGACGAUGUUGCCUUGUCUGCUUUUCAGCGUUGGAGGCAAGCAGAGAAGGAGCGUAGAUCCUCAGAAGAAGACAGGGAGGAAAAUGAAGAGAGGAAUUCAAGCUAUAUAGAUGCGGAUGCACCCCGCGCCGAUUCACCAAUACUCGAUAAUUACAACCAAAAAAGAGAAACCUCUUCGACAACAUCAUCCAUCCCAUCAUUAGCCAGGAAUUCGACCGCCGCAACAUCAGUAACGUCUUCUCAGCGGACUCCUUCUCUAAUGGACUGGCAGCCGUCAGCUAGCUCUACUACGGGGGUAGAGAGGAGCGUGACACGUGCCAGAAGGCUAUACGAGUCUGGGCUAAGCAAUGAUCUCCAUGAGCAGCAGUCCUCGGCUCUUUCCCGUGUCGACACUCUGACACGACAGCGUACUUUUGGUACUCUAACGCCCGAUCUGGCCCAGAAUUCGCCUUCACCUACGACACUUGGAUUUGCCGAUCGGUUUAGUAGCGAGCGAAAGGUCCUGGCAAAGUCUAGCGCGCCGAACUUACGAUCUAUGAGCCCCUCCGCCACUGCCUCUCCUAUCGGUACUCCAGACCUCGGCAAUCGUGUACCCAGCGCGACCGAUAUGCGAUCAAAUUUCGGGGGGGCGCCGCCGCUGAGCCCUCCAAUAAGCGAGACGGAAGAAAAUUCGAUACUUCAAAUUCACCCCAAUGACCGAGGAAAAGCUACCGCACUCGGGGUCUUCCAGAAGCCCUUACAACCAUAUGAUGAGUCCAGGUAUGCUCAACGGCAAUUACAACGGCAGCAGAGCCGGGAUAUGCUUACGCAAAAGUCUCGGGAGGACUUGAACUUGUCUUCCGUAACUAAGAGAUCCAGUUCAUCAUCGUCUGGAACAAGAAGAGAAUUGGAGCCUAAAGUUUAUGUGGCUCCCACCGAAACCGGGUCUGCGUCAAUUGAGCCUACAACGUCGUUCUUGGCUGAUCCUAAUGACUCGGAUUGCUCUCCUGUUGCGUCGCCUAAGUCAGGCGCAUCUCCUCGCGCCUUGUUGAGACGUCCAUCAGACCGCCAACAUCCAGCCCUUCGUGACUCUACGAAGCUGACGGAAUCCGAUAACCAAUCUGUUCCCAGGGAGAAUUCGUCGAUGUCACCAAAUUCGAAAGGUAUCUCGCCCGCAGAUUCACCUACUCUAGGUCCAGCUCCUGGUGCUGGACUAAGCGGUAUGGUGCGGCAACACUUGCGAGGUGACAGUAGUGCCUCGUCAAUUUACGGCGUCAUACCUGCUACGUCGGGUCUAGAAUCUCGUUUUCCAGCAGGUCCAGAGGAUGCGCAAGAUUUCCAAGGAUCAGGAGUAAAUGCGAUUCCGUGGGAGCUGCCCGAUGUGGACCGGGAUUGGACAUUGGACUUGGACGUCAACGAACCAAUGCUAGACGUCCAGUCUCGGUCGUCUAAUGUGCCUACCACCGAAGAAUUUGCGGACAAAAAUACCAAUGCAACUAAGGGUGACGACCGAGAUGAAUUCGCUAGUCAGCUAGCGGAUGGGGCGCGCCGAGUACGUGAACGACUAACUACGUAUGUUGAAACCGACAGUCGUUCUUCCUCGCCUCGACGGUCGGAAGAGCGGGUAGAUGGAAAGGAGCAGACAUCUAAUCCACGACAAAAUGGGUUAGCUCUUCUACAGACAAAGAGCAGUCAGGGAUCUCUAGUUGACCGAGGCCGGGAGCCUCCCCAAUCCAAGCCUAUGAAGAUGCUUGGUCUUGGGGCUUCAAAUGGCUCUCAAACGGCAAGCUCGGCACGGGAACAUGACGACCCAGAGCAGCAAUCAGCGGAAAAUGAUGCUCAUGCUGGACUUCGAGCAUUUAGACAAGCGAAGCGCGAAUUACAAAAGAUGAAAGAAGCAGAAGUAGAGGUUAGACAUCAAACACAAUCUCAGGAUCUUGCUCUAGACACCGAUUCUGUACGAUCGACACCAACUAGACAAUUACCCCCCGGACAGCGAUCCCCCGAACGCGAACGGAAACCGCCGCCUAUAUUUUAUCAGCAACGGACGUUCAGUGAAGAGGGAAAGGAGGUGCAGAACCUCGCAUCCAGAGGACAGUUGAGGAAUGACCGCGAUAGAAGUGGUUCGGACUCUAGCAACGACGGGCGGUCAAAUGUGCGGCCCCCGCGGAAUCUUCAAAUUGGUUCCAGUGGAACCGCUGCACGACCUCCAAUGCGCUCUCCAGGCCUUCCCGGCACGGAUAUCAAAGGGUCGCCAAUCAUGCCACCGCAUCCGUAUCCAGGGUCUAAGAGAUCUAACCCUGCAGCCACUAGCAACCUCCGCGUACAGACGUCUCGCGGGUUCGAAUCGACCCAACCCUCACCUGUCUCUCCUAUGCCAUCACCGUUCGGCCGUAAUACGCCGACCUCUGGUGUGGUUCCUUCGCCUCGAUCAGGAGCAUCUCCGAACCGCGGCUACGACAAUGCAAGUCCGACCACAAGUGAUAGCACAAGACGCAAAAUCAAGACCAAGGACAUUUCAGAUCCUACAUUCGUCAUGUCGACUUCCCAAGUCCCUACCGUAGCUCUGUCAGAAGCGCCACAGAACGUAUCUCGCAGCAAUAGUCGGGCUGCGCCGCCUUUACCCCCUAUUAACCCGAGACGAAGGCAAGAUUUCUCUAGCACUCGGGCUGUCUUUGACAACUUAAGCCGACGCAGCGGUAAUGGCAUGGAGGCAGAGGCCCUCGACCGCAAACGCCUCCGGCCGGUAGCAUCCGAUGCUUCAGGACUCCAAUCAAGACCUCCUAGCCACGCUCCCCCUGCCGUUCCUACGCCUAGGAGAGCCGUGACUGAUGGUGGCAAAAACCCUGGCAUGGGAUUGCCGGGUGGUAUGAUUUAG
Molecule: messenger RNA, 3414 nt
Organism: Daldinia vernicosa
Lineage: Eukaryota; Fungi; Ascomycota; Sordariomycetes; Xylariales; Hypoxylaceae
Exons: 1
Coding region: 1-3414 (1137 amino acids)
Source: RefSeq, a predicted model, not a curated record